AUGUCCCAGUUUCAGUAUCGUUGGGUCUUCGAGUAUCCUCACUUGGGCUUGAACAUGGUCUCCGAGUCUCCUCCUAAGCUCCACAAUCUUCAUGAGCCCAGUGAUGGUACCGGUCCCAAGAUUGACCCACAGGCCUGCUCCCAUGAAAUUGCUUCGGACAUAGAUACAGAUGAGGAAGACGAUUUCGAUGACUCGAAAGACGUGAAACAAGACGAUCCAGGAUCCGACAACAACCAACACAGUGGUCGCUGGCAUCCGCAUGCACUUCAUUUUCUCGCUCAGGUUCCUCAAAGUGACGACGACUGGUCCCACUACCUCAGUAGCAACAUCGAUGUCGGCUCCUUGUGCCAUCGUCUCAAGUUGCCCUACCUGUUCCCGGGCAUCCAGGCUCACCUUGAUUGGCCACGGUUCUUCAACGAAUGCACCUGGCAUCUUGCCCGAGCUUGCAACAAUCCCUCUCUUGGUUCCCUCUUCUCCCUCAUUUUCGUGGCUGCAUGCCAUGUGGCACUCGUCGAUGGCUGCCCACAAGAGGAGGUGUACAGAGGCCUGAGGGCCUGCGUGAGACAGUGCGGUAUCUUAGAGGAAGAAUUAACGCUACCCAUGUUAGACAGGAUAAGAGAGGGAGUUAUCACAGGCAUCGGGAUACUCAGAGAGUAUAGUAGAGUGGUUGGCUGUCGUGCAAAUGAAAUUCCUUUGCAUGCCCAGAACUGUCCCUAA
Molecule: messenger RNA, 717 nt
Organism: Fusarium musae
Lineage: Eukaryota; Fungi; Ascomycota; Sordariomycetes; Hypocreales; Nectriaceae
Exons: 2
Coding region: 1-717 (238 amino acids)
Source: RefSeq, a predicted model, not a curated record